AUGGUAUUUUUCUUGUCUUUCUAUAGGGCUGAAAGACACACAGGAGUCUUCAUGGAUAUAGUUGAUACAUUUAACCAUUUAAUUCCUACUGAACACUUAGAUGAUGCCCUAUUUCUAGGAUCCAACCUGGAGAAUGAAGUCUGUGAGGAUUUUAGUACAAGUCAAAAUGUCUUAGAGGAUUCGCUGAAGAACAUGCUCAGCGAUAAGGAUCCUAUGCUAGGAUCUGCAAGUGCCCAGUUCUGUUUGCCUGUUUUGGAUAGCAAUGAUCCCAAUUUCCAGAUGCCUUGUUCAACAGUUAUUGGUCUUGAUGAUAUUAUGGAUGAAGAAGGAGUUAAAGAGAGUGGUAAUGACACCGUUGAUGAAGAUGAGCUUGUUUUACCUAACAGAAAUUUGAGGAGCCGUUGUGAAGAAGCAUCAGUCACAUCACCAAGAAAAUCACCACGUUUAAUGGCACAAGAACCAGUACGGAGUUUGCGACAGAGCACGCUAGCCAAGCGUUCGAAUGUUGCACCUAUUGUUAGUACCAAGAAAUCAUCUGUAAAAAGUGGAUCUGCUCCAAAAACUGGACAGAAACAAGAGAGAAGUCCAGCUAAAGAGACAGAUGUUGCUGCACCCUUGAAAAUAGAACAGCCUAAAGAAGUUAGGCGUAGUACAAGACGAUCAGGACAGACAGAAGGAACGGCAGCUGCGGUAACAGCAUCCCAAAGUAAUACAAAAUGUCUUCCUGAUCCCGAAGAGGUGAAUGAAAUAAAGUCAGAAACCCUUGAGCAGGCAAAAGUUGAGGAAACAUCCCAAGAGUUAAGUUGUGCUAAUUUAGCAGAAGCCACCUCUUCUCCUGGAGAAACUAAGGAGGUAACAGAGGUUGCAACAAAGACUGAAUCUGGGAAUGUUGAGUCAUUUUGCUCAGUAUCUGCAGAUACUGCAAUUACUGCAGUUAAAAAUGAAGCAAAUGAUAUGAUUGAUUCAAUGGAUUCUGAAACUUCUUCAGAAGAAAAGACUGAAAACAAAACAGAGGAAUUGGAGAAGCAAACAGAAGAGCAUGAUCAAAUUGGGGUAACUGGAAAACCUAAUGAUCCAUCUAGUGUUUGUGUGAAUCCAAGUGAAAUUUGUGAGACCUUUUCAAAUUUGUCCAGCUCUAUAGAAGAGGGGGUUGAUUGUAGUUUAGUUUCCCACAAUGUGGAAGCUCCUGAUGAAAAUACAUUGUCAGUAAAGGAAUGUGUAACAGAACCUGUAGAUGAUGACAACGGAGUGGAGAAAACUGUAGCUUCAUCUGAGAAACUAUUGGACAGUACAGAGUUUGAUAAUAAAGACUUGAGAAGCGAAGAGUUUACUUUUGGUGACCCAGGAAAUAGCAUUUUAGAAAGCACUGUUCUUGACCAAACAAGCCAAAAUGUACAGCAGAUCAGCAGAACUAAAGUAGAAGGCCUUGAGGCAUCGAAAUUUCAGGAUGAUGAUAAACAAAUUAGCACUUCAUCAAAAUGUGACAAGAACACUAGGCCCCGACACAGUAAAUCUGGAAUACAGAAUAAGCAAAAUCUGACUCCAGAUACUCGACAGAAAUCAGGUACGGUGCAACAAGAAGUAGCGCGUUCAAGAACAAGAGCUGGUCUUACUGUUUCAGGUCUUCAUAGUGCAUCUUCAGCAAGUCUGAAACGGAAUGCAGAUGAGCAAGAGAGUAAUCAGCAUCCGAAUAACCCAGUUAAAAUUAGGAAGAAACAGUCUGAUCUGGGUUUGAAAGCAAAGAGCUGUGUUUCAGGGGUGACAGUAAAAAAGCAGACCAAUACAAUGCUGAAGAAAGUACCCCGAGUCCAGGCUUCUGGGCAAGUACAGAAGUCAUCAAUUCAAAGAGCAAGUGAGAAGUCUCCUACUCAUCAAAGUACCCACCACUCCGUGCACCUGUUAUCAGGGCAUGUUUCAAAUCUUGGCCAGAAGCAAGCCCAGGGUCAGAAACACCAGCUUGCAACUGUGCUAAAAACAAAUAGCUCCACAAAGGAAGAAGCAGAGACAAAAGAUCCCCUGAUAGUAGAACAUCUGAAGGAAGAUGAUAAAGAAAAAUACAAAUCAAAAAGAAUUGAUAAGAAUCUCCAGCCUCGCCAGAGAAGAAGUAGCAAAAGUCUUUCACUCGAUGAACCUCCGUUGUUCAUUCCAGAUAACAUUUCAACUGUUAAGCGGGAAGGCUUGGAGCAUACCUCUGCUAGUGAAAGCAAAUAUGUCUGGGUGCCCAACAAGCAGUGUGGCUUUUGCAAAAAGCCACAUGGCAACAGAUUUAUGGUAGGCUGUGGUAGAUGUGAUGAUUGGUUUCACGGUGAUUGUGUUGGACUGAGUCUUUCUCAAGCGCAGCAGAUGGGUGAAGAAGAUAAAGAAUACGUGUGUGUGAAAUGCUGUGCUGAAGAAGACAAAAAAAUGGAGUGUUUUGAUCAAAGUGUACCAGAUACUCAAGUGAAACUUGAAAUCCAUAGAGAAGAAAAAGCAAUUGAGUGUGAAAAACCAGGGAUGUCAAAGCAAACACCUGCUUGUAAUCUAAAUAUGACAACUGAAAAAACAAAGCAAGCAGAGGACACUGGGAAGCACAAAGUCAAAAUCUUCAGACGGGAAUCUGGUGAUGGGAAGAACUUGUCCGAGUCCAGAGACUCAGAUGCUAAAAAAGGGCAACAUGUUCCUGCCCGUAAAGGAUCACAAGCUGCUGUAAUUCCUCGGCGAUCCCCGGAAGAUAAAAACGAAAAAAUAAGUAAGGAAUUCCUUAGUGUGGUUGAAAGGUCCAUGAAAUCAGACAGUGGUGUUCAUGAGAAACAAGAAUCUAAGAAAAAGAAAAAUGAGAAAGGAUCUAUUAGUGCAACACACUUGCCAGCUGUGCCAGCUUCCAAGCCUUCUGCUGAUCAGAUAAGACAAAGUGUCAAGCAGUCUCUUAAGGAAAUUCUGAUGAAAAGAUUGACAGACUCCAGUUUAAAGAUUCCUGAGGAGAGAGCAGCAAAAGUUGCCACAAGGAUUGAAAGAGAGCUGUUUUCUUUUUUUCGGGACACCGACUCAAAGUAUAAGAACAAAUACAGAAGUUUAAUGUUCAAUCUAAAAGAUCCUAAAAAUAAUAUAUUAUUUAAGAAAGUACUGAAAGGAGAGGUUACUCCAGACCAUCUAAUAAAAAUGAGCCCAGAAGAACUGGCUUCCAAAGAACUGGCCGCUUGGAGACAGAGAGAAAACAGACACACAAUUGAAAUGAUUGAGAAAGAACAGAGGGAAGUUGAAAGAAGACCUAUCACAAAAAUUACUCACAAAGGAGAAAUAGAAAUUGAAAGUGAAACACCAAUAAAAGAACAAGAGGAAGUUAUGGAAAUUCAGGAACCUAAUAUGAAGUUAUUUGAGAAGUCAGAGGAAGCUGAAAAAGAUAAAGAAGUAAACGAAUCUGCAUCUCCAGACACCACAAGUCAACAUAAAAAUCAUCUCUUCGAUCUUAACUGCAAAAUCUGCAUAGGCCGAAUGGCACCACCUACUGAUGAUAUUUCUGCAAAAAAAGUGAAAGUGUCUGUUGGAGUUGCACGGAAGCAGUCAGACAAUGAAGCAGAGAGCAUUGCGGAUGCGCUUUCUUCAACAUCAAGUAUUUUAGCUUCGGAAUUACUGGAGGACGAUAAGCAAGACUCAUCGAAAUCGUCAUUCACACCUCUCCCAAAGUAA
Molecule: messenger RNA, 3666 nt
Organism: Tauraco erythrolophus (red-crested turaco)
Lineage: Eukaryota; Metazoa; Chordata; Aves; Musophagiformes; Musophagidae
Source: RefSeq, a predicted model, not a curated record